Diplodia corticola is the source of this 1506-nucleotide messenger RNA. RefSeq lists its product as uncharacterized. The transcript has a single exon. The record is from RefSeq and is a predicted model, not a curated record. The coding region runs from base 1 to 1506 and encodes 501 amino acids. Lineage: Eukaryota; Fungi; Ascomycota; Dothideomycetes; Botryosphaeriales; Botryosphaeriaceae.
AUGGAUCAGACGGAUGAUCACGGAGCGUUGCUCGCUGGGCGCUCAGCAAGCUCAGCGUCGACGGGCCUUCCUGCCGCCUACCCUCUACCGCAACAGGGAAGCCAGUUCAUCACGUCACCAGCCAAUAGCGACAAGACCGAAGCUUUCGUCGACCGUCUACGCAGUGAAGCCGCUUACGGAGUCAAGCACUUUGCCGAUCUCCCACACUAUGCUGGCUCCACAAAGACCGCAAUAGCCCUGACUCUGUUGGCCUACACUGCAGGCAAGCGCGAUGGUCUGAAGCCCAGAGCCGAUCGGAUGAGCGCGAUCAGCAACGAACUGAACCGGACGAGGUACGAGCUUGCGAGGAGAGAACUGGAACAGGAAGAUACCAUCAAGAAGCUUGAGGUCGAUCUACGCUGGGCAAAGUUCCAGCUUGCGAAGAAGGAUGACAAAGACAAAGAGAUCCAAGCAUUAAAUUUGGAGCUUAAGAAUGUGGAGAAGAAAAAGGAAAAUGAGGUACCAUCGGCCAAUGGCUUCAAUGGUGCUACCAAGAUGGAUGAUCUCUCAAAUGCCAAUGCCACGAUCGAGGAGGCCCAGAGGAAGAUCCAUGCUCUGGAGGAAGCUUUCAAUGUGAUGGAGCAGGGUCUUGUUGCAGAAAACAAGGUUCUUCGCUCCAAACUUGAAGAUCUGCAAGAGCGCCCGACCACAAAGGCCGAAACGAACCACGAGAAAUCCCAGAGACUGUACGAGCAGGAGGCCCAAAGGGAGAUUGAAAGGCUUAAGAGUGAAAACAAAGAAGAGAUGAAGCUCAUUAAGGAGAAGAUCCAGACCCUCAUCGACGAGAACAUUGCACUGAGCGAGGAAAACGACGACCUCAGCGCCAAGAAUGUGGUCUUAAGUGCCGAAAACGGAAAGCUCAGUCAAAUUUCGAACCACACUGUUCAAGAAACCUGCUUUAAAGAUGAGAAAAGUCAAAUGGAGAACCGCAUCGAGACCCUCAAGAAGGAAAAAGGACUUCAACACCAGCUGCUUAAGAAGCAGCACGCCUCAAUUGGCCAGAUGGAGUCAAAGAUCGCAGGUUUCGAGAAAAGGGUCAAACAGAACGAGGAUCGAAUGAAGAACGAGAUCCACGACCUGCAGAAAAAGCUUGCUACAGUUGAACCGCUCACGCGAUUCAUCGCAGAACGCGAUUUCUCCGAUGAGAAGCGCCUGGCACUUAGCUGGGAUGAGAUGACUUACGCUAUGCGGGCGGCUGCCGCCGGCGUUUGUCCUCAGUCCAAACGCAUUCUUCCAGGUGGCUUCGCCUACAUCGUCGAAGAGACUUUGAAGCAAGGAUCUACAGACCUUGUAAGAUACUCCAAGUGCAGCGCGGGGCGCUUCGUUCUUCAAUACGACUUCUUCGAGGCCGUGGGUGCCAUUGUUGAGAACAUUCUCUGGGAAGCUCAGAAGUUCCCCAGCGUCCGCAAUCAGCUUAAUAUUGAUUCUCUGAACAUCCAGAGAGCCUUGCUAAAAAGGAACGUGUAG